AUGUCUAGAAUAACAAAUCCACGAUUGAACAGCAGUGUUAGCGAACUAAACGUGGUCGAUGAUGCGAUGUCGGUGUUUAGUUCCACUGAUAAAUCUUAUCAGACCCGGUUUCGAUGUGUGUCCAUAAGCCCGGAUGGACAACAAAUCGCUACUUUUAGCCCUGCAACUCAUGAAAUAAGCAUAUUUAGUACCAACGAUUUGGUUAACCCUAUUUCCACUUUCGUCUUUAGCGUUGUUAUCGAAGGCCCAUCAAGUGGACAAUCUUGCUGGUCAAUAGCCAUCUCCGAUAGUGUGAACACCGAAGACGAUCGCCUAAUGGCCAUAUCACGUUUCGACUUGCUUGACACGACCUCAACUGACGUUCGCCUACACGUUGAGAAUCCUAUCGAUGAUCUGGAGUCCAUUGAUUCGAGAUACACUAUUGGCUAUAAUCGCACUAAAGCUGAGACAUGGGUACUCCUCACUUUGCAAAAAAUUGAAAUUAAAACUAGUAUCCGAAAGAUCGGCGGAGUUGUAAGAUUUCUCGAUAGCAAUUUCAGUUUAAAAGAUUCAUUGUCAGAGGACCAAACUGCGAUUGUCGUCGUCAAUUCGUCCGGAAUCUAUAAGCAGACCUUCCAAAAUUCCGAGAUCAAAAUCUCUCGUAAACACUUUUUCCCAUUCUCUAAGAUCAAAUUUAAAUCUGACAUCGAACAAUUCAACUUGCCCAAAAGGCUUUCGAUAAACCUUUCUCAUCCUGAUUACUAUCGAGGCGGUCUAGAAAUCUUGAAUGAUUGCAUUAUAAGAAAUCACUUCCUGGUUAACUCUUACAAGAAUCAACACCAUCAUGUGGAAAUGUACGACCUAGUUACCGGCAACUUGGAGACAGUAUUCCAACGUAAAGACUUGGCGGCUUCUCCCAAGGUCAUUCAUGGUUUGCCGGUAUUCGCCAUUUCGCAAAAUGAUGCGAUUUUGGCGUUCUGUCGGGGCACCGCUAGUAUCACCUUGUAUUUAAUGGAAACCGGUUUGGAAAUUGACACCAAAAAAAUCGUGGGUCCUGGACUCCAAAAGAUCAUAUCCAUGAGUUUUAUUGAUGAUGAUAGUAAAUUGUUGAUAAUGAUUGAGGAAGGUGAUGUGCAACAUAAGUAUCAAAUUUUCGUGGUGUGGGACUUAUUUACCACCCAUGAGAACACCGAGCAUUCGGAGAAUGCGAUAAGAAGAUCCAUUCGUUUGGAGUCAGAGAACCCGUUGAGAAUUGACAUGACUCGUCCAUUGAUAAGCCCUCAAGGAAAUAUUUAUGUUAUUAACGAAGAUGGCGAUCUGUCAUCUUUACUGGACCACCCGGAUAUUGACCUCAUAAGAAAUUCCAAUGCUCAGCAGGAUAUGACGGCGUGCGAAAUUGAUAACAAAGAUGAGGAAAUUCACCAUUCGAUAUUCAAGGUCGAUGGAGAACGAGUUGAUGUUCGCUCGUUGAGUAGAAACAAAGUUAUCAUCAACCACAUUGAACCUUGGCAAAGAGAUAAAAAGUAUUCUCGCGUGUCCGCUUAUUUGCACUCUGACAAACGUACCCAACUCACAAUCGGACCUGAUACUGUACAAGUAUGGCGUUACCGAAAAUUAAGAGACUCCGAUCUACAUGAACGAGUGUUAGAAUAUAUCUGGGCCAAGAAUGGUGGUGACGAACUGCAAAUUCGUGAACUGCUAAUUGGCGAACAAGAAUUUGUGCUAAAGCUGAUGGUUCCUUCUAGCGAAAAAUAUGAACCACAACCACUAACGAUCCACUGGCCAAAUAAUGUCAAUGUAUUGGAGGGAGCGUGUAAGACGUUACGCGUGUUGAGUGAUAAGAAACAUGAAAUCGCUGGCAGCAAAAACGCCAAUAAGCGUGAAUUUUUGGUUAACCAUACACAACGGCUGGUGAAGAGAUACAUAAAGAAAAGUGGAUUGUUUAGGUUAACUGACAUUCGAUACCCGAUCAUGGAAAAUCUUAUUAGGAGUCGUCAGGCGAGAUUGAUACAGAGCAUUCUGAAGAAUCGGAAGAACGGAAAAAAUUCGGGAUUACACAUUCCAAGGCUUCAUUCCUGGGGAAAUAUCGACGGAUCAAAUAAACUUGUGCCUAAGAAGGCCGACCUACAGAUUGCCUUAGAAUGCACGAGAAAACACACAAAUUCGGUUACCAUCGAAGCUUUGUUAGAUUAUUAUGCAGAUAAUGCCAAAGAUUACAAUAAUGUCGGGUGGAUGAUGACUGUCACCAACGUGAUUCCUUUACUUUAUGAUUACAAAUUGGAGCACCUUGUCCGGGAAUUAUUCAGAAAACCAUGUUUCGGAACUAUCGAAGCGUACGCACCCUCCUUAAAUAUCAAUCGUCAUGAUCAAAUAAGGGGCAAUUGUACAGAUAACUUACACGUGAUAAAUGUGAAUCCCCAACUUGAGCGAAAGCCUCCAAUUACCACACUCACCAAAAUGGCCGCUUUUCUUUCCAGACAGGUUGCAAGUAUGAAAAAGUUUUUCCUCAUUAACCCGUCAGGAGUGGUAAUUGAGCCAACCUAUAAUGAUCGUAAAGUCUACAUGGUACCCUUGCCCAACUUUACGGUUUAUCCUAAAUCUUCCGACAACGAUGAAUUGAGUUAUAGCUUGAUGUCAAUCAAAAUUCUCCGAUCAUUGUUUUGGCCUCGAAAAAGAAUCAUUGGUAAUGUCAAAGAAAUGAGCCCAUUUCUUCGUGUGAUUUUCGAGGAUGAAAGUACCGACCUCCAUAGAACACCUUCCAUUAAAGCCAUCACUUCUUAUAAAUGGAGAGAUGCCCGUAAUUAUUUCCUUCGUAACGUUUCCCUCUAUGUCCUAUUCGGUAUCUCGUUCGGAGUCCGGUCCAUCAACUAUGCGAUUAACGUCAACUUGACCAACAGCCUAUUUUCAACCGCACCUGGGGAUAUUGUUAUCAGCGCAUUCAACCUUUUGUUCUUGUACACGGGGUGGCACUUGGUUGCCAAUGAACUUAUACAAUUGAAACAAGAGGGAUUACAAAGAUACCUUGACAUUUAUAACAUAUUUGAUUUGGGAUCGGUGGUUCUACCAUUGGGAUUGAAUAUUUCGGAUUGGUUGUUCAACAUGGAUUUUUACCUUUUCACCACAGCGCUGAGUUUUACAAUGUUGAUUAUGUGGUUCGAGUUGUUGUUGUUAAUGAGAUACUUUGAGUCACCCGGGCGCUUUAUCUACAUCAUUACGAACAUCUUAAAUACCAUAUGGCCAUUCUUCGCCUUCAUGUUAAUCGCGGUAUUGGGAUUCGGUACUGCUAUGUUCAUCCUUCUUAAGAAUGCGCCUAACGAUCAAUUUCAGGUUGAUAGAUAUGACAUUGUCAACCCUCAAAAUACCGACGAAAGAAAUUUGAUAAUUGAACGUCAAGUUGAUCGAAAUUCACGCAUCGAAAAUUACUAUUCCAACCUUGGCUCAUCCGUAGAAGCAGUAUUUUUUUGGACCAACGGGCGGUGGGAUCAAUUAGAACUAUGGGAUAAUUACGCGGUGGAUGUGAUGAGCAUCUUGGGGAGUUUGAUAUUAGUAUUGAUCUUUCAAAAUAUGCUAAUUGCAUUCAUGAAUGGCGCAUUCGAUAAAGCCAAAGAAGACGGUUACAAUGCUGUUCAUGUAUUUCGCGCUGAUCUUAUUUCUGAUUAUGAAACAAUGGAUAGACCACUUGGCAGGAAAAAAGAUAGUCGCUACAUAUACUUCAUUCCCAAUCCUGAUUUUAUCGAUUCAUGGCUUUUGUAUGUCAAGAAAAGGAAUAUGACACGAACGGGCGAAGAUGAUCAACUAGAAUCGUCGGAUUCCGAUGAUGACUAUGAAGAAGAGGAGCACGAAAAAACACAUUACAGAGAAUAUUCCUUAGACUCUAACAAAUCAGAUAAUAACGAGGAAAAAAUCAAGCUUGUGGACGAAGAUUACGUCAAUAAAUUUAAGAGGCGACAAUGUAUCAGCCAUUCACGAAAUAGUUCGCUUUCUACCUUUGUUAGCAAACCAUUAUUUUCUAUCAGUUCAACAAAUCAAGGUACUUCCGAUAAUACGCUUUUUCCUAUACCGGAGGCAGGUAUAAGUAGUAGAAGCAUUGUUAAUGAAGAGGUGACUCCAGAACGCACAAUGGCGAUGCAGAAGAGAUUUGAUGAGUUGGAGAAUACAAUUUCCGAAAGGAUGAUCAGAUUUAUGGAACGGUUCGAUACCCUUGAACAAAAGAUGACAACUGUACUAGAAUUUUUGAGUGAUCAAUAA
This is a messenger RNA of Acaulospora morrowiae, 4227 nucleotides long. The record is from the annotation of a GenBank genome assembly. NCBI's taxonomy places the organism in Eukaryota, Fungi, Glomeromycota, Glomeromycetes, Diversisporales, Acaulosporaceae.